GGCAACCCCUAACCUCAAGCCUUCGAAUGGUCUCUGGGAGCAGCAACCUGAGAUAUCCAGGAAAAUGAAGCUCCAUGGAGCUUAGUAGAUAAUUGUGGAAUUGAUCUUGCCAAGAUCCUUGUGCCGUUUCACGCUUUUAAUUGAAUUAGAGAUUGUUAUUUGAAUGGAAAGUAGCCUUUGCCUAACCUUUGAAAGGACCCAGGGUACUUUGAUAACAAAGGAAACAGAUUUCCUUGAUGGAAAAUCGAGUGGGAUGUGGGGUCUUGAAGGUAAACAGUAGCUGUAGCUUUUUAAAAGAUGGUGUUAUUUUUCAGGAAGUCAGUUCACAUUUUCUCCCCUGAGAGAAAAUGCAAUUAAUUAACAGACUCCUUGAAAAGUAUCUCUUUCUGAGUAGUGGUUGAUACAUGUAGUAACAGUUUUAUUUCCAUUGAAUCUGAUACAGUAUCUCAAAUGGGAGCUUAGAAGGCACUCUUCCAGAUCAUAUGGCCCAGCCCUAUUAUUUUCAGAUUAAGGGAAGUAACUUGGCCGAGGUCACACAAAGCUAGUGAUGCAACAGACUCCACUGAGUCUGUCUCCUGAUCCCUAGAGUAGGGUGCCUUUUACAUUUCAUCUUGCUGCUCCUUCAGAAUUUGAAGCUGGGACUUCUCCCCCCAACCUGGGUGCCGAGGAGACUCCGAUGUUGAACUCAGCAGAUCAGCCCAUGAAAACUUCCAUACUCAGACAAAGAAACAGAUCUGGCAGAAAACAGCACUUGUUAUCCUGGGCCUGGCAGCAGCGAAGAAGACAAGUAGUGGAAAUCUUACAGUCUGCAAAGCAGACUGAAAGGUGACAUAGAAGCUGGAGAUGGGUGGUGGAGAGAGAUUCAACAUUCCAGUUUCCCAAUCUAGAAAUGUUAGUAAAAACCAACAACAGCAACUUAAUAGGCAAAAGAAGAAGGAUCAGAAUCCCCAGAUGAAGAUUGUUCACAAGAAGAAAGAAAGAGGACAUUCCUAUAAUUCAUCUGCAGCUGCAUGGCAAGCUGUACAAAAUGGGGGGAAGAACGGGCAUUUCCCAAGUAACCAAAAUUGGAAUUCCAGCUUAGCGAGUUCCAAUUUAUUUUUGAAAUCCCAAACUAAUCAGAACUAUGCCGGAGCCAAAUUUAGUGAGCCCCCAUCACCAAGUGUUCUGCCUAAACCUCCCAGCCACUGGGUUCCAGUUUCCUUGAAUCCUUCUGAUAAAGAAAUAAUGACCUUUCAACUGAAAACCUUACUUAAAGUCCAACUGUGAUGUGAGAUAAUCAGAUUGCUGGUGUUUAAAUGUUCAGGGCUUCAGAUAUUUGAGAGGAGCAAAUCAAUGUUUGUUUCUAAACAUAAAAACUUAAUGGCUAGGGAAUUUAUGUCUUUCAUCUGUAUAGAGCAGCUGACAACUGUGGGUAAUACUUGAUGUAAAAAUUUCAUCGCGUGCAUGUGUGUGUGUGUGUGUGUGUGGAGAUAAAUGGCAGCAAUUGGAAAUCAAUUAUUCAGAAUGUUUGAAGACUUGAUGUCAGCUGUUCUUAACUGAAUAGCAGCUCUUCAGGUUUUGAACUUGAAAUCAUGGUUUGAAUUGUAAAGGGGGAUUAAUGGUAUAGACUCGAGCUUUUCUUAAUUAGGGAAAGAAAUUUUUGUAUGAUCAUGUUUCUAGGCAAAAAACAAUAGUGCAGUGAACAUUUAAUGUGAGGCAACAGUAGAUUGUUAUUUUUGGAAAACAAGCUAAGAUCAUUUAUAUUUCACUGUGGCUGGGGUACAGGACUGGUUGAAUGCCAGCCACUUGUAAUGGAAUAGCAAGCUGUACUGCCAAAUCAAAUGUGAGCUUGCUGGGAUAGAUAGAUGUGUGAUAGGAAUCCUUCCUUGGCACUGAAUGACUUAAGCUUGGAUGAAUGCUUAAGGCUGGAUAAGGAGGGGGAUUGCUAGUCAGCAAGGUGGUAAUGGAAUUAAAGGGACUUUGGUUGAUAUGGCACACAGGGAAGGAUUGAGAUUUGGUAGGGCAGAGAACAUUGCUGUUACCUGCCUCAUCCCUUGGGGGUUACUGCCUUUUGUAGAGGAGAUAUGUCUGAAUUUUCUAAGAAUACCUAUUCUUUCUCAGUUGCUCUGUGGUCAGGAACUACAUAGGUACACACACAUACGGACAGACAAAAGUAUUUUUUUUUUUUGGUCAGGAGAAUGUACCAAAAAGCUUCUUAAAGAUGAUAUAAUCUUUAUUCAGUAUUUGACAUAUUGUGAACAGUUCUCAAAAUGCCUCAAGGCACUGAAAAAGUGCUGACAAAAUUGGUCUGGCCUCAAAUAGGUGAAUUCUAUGAGAAUUCUAAAGUUAGGGUAAGGUUGUAAACGACCUAGGAAAGAGAAAGCCAUGUAAAUAAAUGUAAAGUUUGUAGCAUAUGUAAAUUUUUGCUGGCCUUUUCUUCAAAAAGAGUAUUUUUUAAUACAAAAUUGCUGAAUGUAAGGCAGACCAUGGACUGAACUAAGACAUGGCCUGGUUUUAAAGGGAUCAAAAUAUUUUUUUUUUUAAAGAAGCAGUGUCCUUGCCCUACGUUGCUUGCCAGUGCACAUACAUGUUUGAUUCAAUUCUAACCUGUAUUGCAAGAGACUCCUAACUUAGGGCUAUUGGGAAAAAACCAGAACUGUGAAGGCAGCUAAGACUCAGUAGUGCUCUUAUUUUGAACACAUAAAAGGGAUGUUUGGAUAAGAAUACUAUUAAAACAGGCCUAAUUAUUUUUUCAAAAAAUAAAAAAAAAUAAAUAAAAGGUCAACAAGAAGGUGAUUUUAAUUGAAUGACAAUCUUUUACCAAAGGGUCCCUUCUCAAAUAGAAAACAAGGUACUUCCUUUGGUCUUUUCCCAUCAGUGCUUCAAACUAAAGACUAGUUACAAAAUGGACUUUUAAAAAAAAUACAGGGGCUGUUAUUUUUUAAGAUUAUGCAGUUAGGAUCCAUAUGAGCACUGAUUUUUAAAAAAACUCCAAAUAGUAGCCUAACAAUGAGUAAAGGGGAAAAAAUUAGGGUCUUAAAGCAGUAACUCAUCUAAGAAAAUGUCUAUACAAAAAAAUGGCAGCUCCCUCCAUGUUUAGUUUUCUUUAUAAAACUGAUUGGCAUAUUGAACUUUCCUCAAGGGAAAAAUACCUAAAGAACAGGUGUCCGAAUAAAUUUGGUGUUUAAUCAACUUUUGUGUAGUACUUACCUAUAUGAAUUUGAAACAAAACUGAAAAUAAAGUAAUUCCUCCCCCAA
Trichosurus vulpecula (common brushtail) is the source of this 3237-nucleotide messenger RNA. It is a transcript of the gene PNRC2, whose product is annotated as proline rich nuclear receptor coactivator 2. Gene Ontology annotation, cellular component: P-body; nucleus. Gene Ontology annotation, biological process: nuclear-transcribed mRNA catabolic process, nonsense-mediated decay. The coding region runs from base 844 to 1266 and encodes 140 amino acids. NCBI's taxonomy places the organism in Eukaryota, Metazoa, Chordata, Mammalia, Diprotodontia, Phalangeridae. The record is from RefSeq and is a predicted model, not a curated record. The transcript has 3 exons.